Messenger RNA from Hyla sarda, 1877 nucleotides. RefSeq names its product myb-related transcription factor, partner of profilin-like. Gene Ontology annotation, molecular function: RNA polymerase II cis-regulatory region sequence-specific DNA binding; DNA-binding transcription factor activity, RNA polymerase II-specific. The record is from RefSeq and is a predicted model, not a curated record. Gene Ontology annotation, biological process: regulation of transcription by RNA polymerase II. Gene Ontology annotation, cellular component: nucleus. NCBI's taxonomy places the organism in Eukaryota, Metazoa, Chordata, Amphibia, Anura, Hylidae.
UGUGCCUCCAGCUGUUUCUCCUGGCAAGCCUGAACAGUCACAGGCUCUCAACCUGUCUGCCACCAACAGAAGAUCCACCGUGAACCUGAAAGCUCUUUCAGGAUGGGGGUCUGUCCAUGUGAGGAGAUCUGUGCCCCCUCCCCGGAUCAUCCCCUCCCCCUCUAUGCGCUUCCUUUGUGUCAUCUGCAGCAGCAGGAAGAGAACCCACUGCAUGAGGGGCCCAUCCCUGUGCAGGUAUCCAGUAUACAGGGCCCCAGGAAGGAAAGGGCCACAAUAACCAUCCUCUGGGGGCCCCUGUGUAUGCGCCCACACCCCCUCCUCUAUCACUGGGGAAGCCGCCAUCAUGCAGACGUUAUCUCAGAAGCGCCAUUACCUCAGCACCCUCAGGGAGGCGCAAGCCUUUAUCAGCUUGGACCCCAACCUGCUACGAUUCCCAGAGGUUGUACUAGAGAGAAUCCAGAUAAAGAUAGAGGACGACCCUUCAUGUAAUACAGAAGCUGUUUAUAUAACCCCAACAUGUGAUCCAGUCUCUGACUACGAUGAGGCGUUCUCUCCACUGGACAUCCAGCUGAUCAGUGAAUGGUCGGAGGAAGAAGCCCCUUGUACCCCAGCAACGCCCGUUCCCAAUGAGGGAAUGAACGCAGCAGAAACGCAGUCUGGAACCCAGUUACCAGCCCCCAACAUGACCCAUAUCAUGAAUGGACCUGAGACAUCACUUAUGGAUCAGCAGCAUCACCUGCAGCUACAAGAAGAACAUAACAAAAGCCUCCGCCACCUGACACAAGCCCACAACGUGGAACUGCACAAAUUACGAGAAAAUAUGGUGGAAGGAAACGCCAGAAUGGUGCAGCAGCUCGAGGGCCUGGUGUCCGAGGUGCGAGAGCUAAACGCCCACGUUCAGCAGAUACACGUGAACCAAACACAUUUCAAUCACAUGUUCCAGAACUAUAUCGCUGAUACCAAAAUGUUCUAUGGGUCUAUAGUACAAGCUAUAAAAUCCUUAAAGCCACCUACGACCGUAAGUCCAUUGGCGUCGCCCACCUCAUCUCCUGUGUCGUCACCUAAAUACUCUGCAGCCCAAACAGACCCAAACCCAAUGACACUGACAGCAGCCAUGUUUGACUCUACAUCGAUGUCUCCAGCAGGUUCUGCAGAACCAGCGUCUGCAUCUUCCACUGCGUCAGAGGUCAACCAAACCAUCCGCCGCCGAGGACGGAAACCAGGCUUCCGAUCCCAGCCACAAAAAAAGCAUUGAUCUGUAAAUAGAUGUGUAAAUGGAUGGUUAUUGCUCACUCACUUAUUGCAGUUCCAUGUUGUAAAAAGAAUGGUCUAUCCAUGCACUGGCUUCUUUAUGAGGUUGGAGUGGAGCUUGUGCUCAGAUACAGCAGCUAACCAGAACAAGCAGAGCUGCAGUAUAAAACUAUUGAGUGGGGGUGGAGCCAUAACCUGAUGAUUUGAUGAGACUACCUCAGAUUCCAAAAGACAAUGGGGGAGAUUUAUCAAAACCUGUGCAGAGGAAAAGUUGCCCAAUUGCCCAUAGCAACCAAUCAGAUUGCUUCUUUCAUUUUGCAGAGGCCUUGUUAAAAAUGAAAGAAGUGUUCUGAUUGGUUGCUAUGGGCAAAUGGGCAACUUUUUCUCUGCACAGGUUUUGAUAAAUCUCCCCCAAUGUAACUGAACUGGAGUCCAUGAUGUUUGUCAUGGAGCAGAGCUAAACACUGAAGACAAUACAAAGCAGGUCAGCAUUACCCUGACAGGUAGUGACAUCCAGCAUUCGGGUCCCCAUGUGGAGAUCCAUGAACAUUUGCGUAAAUUAGUUCUUUAUGUUUUUAUAUAUUUACUGGAGUUAAGGUAUAAUAAAUCUAUAAUGUAUAUCUAUA